AUGUCGGCGGCUGAAACGCGGGACCGCUCUGGCUCCCUCCACUCUGAGGAGAAGGACACCCUUGGCUACCCCAUCCAGUCCCAGACGCUCUCCAAGGGAACCACCGGCUCUCAGGACCCCGAGGCCAACCAGAUCACUGAGGACAUCAAUGCCGGUUUCGAUGAGGCCGAGGUCAAGCGUGUACGCAGAAAGAUCGACAGGCGUCUGCUUCCCAUUCUCGGCGCACUCUACUCGAUUGCGCUCAUUGACCGAACCAACCUUUCAGCCGCUCGUAUCGCCGGUGCUGGUGUCGAGCUCAAGCUUACGGCCGGUACCAACUACAGUAUCCCUCUGCUCAUGUUCUUCGUUCCUUACAUCCUUUUGGAGAUGCCUUCCAACUUGCUCCUUCGAAAGAUCGGUGCGGCCAGGCAGCUGUCGUUCAUCGCUUUCUUCUGGGGUAUCGUGAUGCUUGGUCAAGGUUUUGUCAAGGACAGGCAUCAGCUGACCGUCACUCGUGCUCUUGUCGGAGCCUUUGAAGCUGGCUUCUUCCCCGCCUGUGUAUGGCUCAUCUCGACGUGGUACGUACGCAGGGAGUCGCAGGUGCGCAUGUCUGCUUUCUACCUCAUCUCGGUCGGCGUCUCUGGCUUCUCCAACAUUCUCGCAUACGCCAUGUCACUCAUUCGUGUUCCCGACCGCACCUUCCGAGGAUGGCGUUGGAUUUUCAUCAUUGAAGGUCUGGCCACUGUGGUGCUUGCGUUUGUCGCCUACUUUACCAUCAUCGACUUCCCCGACAAGGCUGCCGAGAAGGGCUUCCUCACCAUCACUGAACGUGACAUGAUCUUGACACGUAUCCAGCGCGACCGUGGUGAUGCUAAGCCCGACUCGCUUACCUGGGCCAAGGCGUUCAGGUACGCCAAGGACAUCAAGGUGUGGCUAUACGGCCUCAUGUUCAUGUGCACCACCAUGCCUACAUACGCUUUCGCCUACUUCUUGCCCGGUAUCCUUCGAGGCCUCGGUUUCAGCAUUAAGGACCAUCAGGACUCGUUCCUGCUCGGUGCUGCGCCCUACGUUGUGGCCAUGGUGGGUGCCUUUGGUACUGCGGUCCUUGCCGAUCGAUUCUUUAUCCGAAUGCCGCUCUUGAUCGCUCAGUGUAUACUCACAAUUGCCGGUCUGGGCAUGCUCUUCGCCACCAAGCAACGUAACGUUCAGCUUGCAGGCUGUUUCCUGGGUGUCUGGGGUGCCAACGCCAACAUUCCUUUUGUUCUCAACUUCUCACAGAACAACGUGGCUGGUCAGAGUAAGAAGUCGUUUGUUUCCGUCAUCGUUAUCAUGUUUGGUGGUAUCGGCGGUAUCUUUGCCUCGCUCGCCUACAACGAGAAGGAUGCACCUCUGUACCGCAAGGGUCUGUACGCAACGCUCGCAUGCCAGGCCUUCAACGUUCUCUGUGGUAUCGGCUUCACGCUUUACUUUUACGCUGCCAACAAGAAGAUCCGAGCUGGCCGCAAGGUGGUUGACGACCGCCCUGGUUUCACCUACACCAUCUAA
Molecule: messenger RNA, 1524 nt
Organism: Mycosarcoma maydis (corn smut)
Lineage: Eukaryota; Fungi; Basidiomycota; Ustilaginomycetes; Ustilaginales
Exons: 2
Coding region: 1-1524 (507 amino acids)
Biological process (GO): transmembrane transport
Cellular component (GO): membrane
Molecular function (GO): transmembrane transporter activity
Source: RefSeq, a predicted model, not a curated record